Messenger RNA from Branchiostoma belcheri (Belcher's lancelet), 1281 nucleotides. RefSeq names its product phospholysine phosphohistidine inorganic pyrophosphate phosphatase-like. Gene Ontology annotation, cellular component: cytosol. Gene Ontology annotation, molecular function: phosphatase activity; inorganic diphosphate phosphatase activity. Bases 6 to 827 code for a protein of 273 amino acids. NCBI's taxonomy places the organism in Eukaryota, Metazoa, Chordata, Leptocardii, Amphioxiformes, Branchiostomatidae. Gene Ontology annotation, biological process: dephosphorylation. The record is from RefSeq and is a predicted model, not a curated record. The transcript has 7 exons.
CCAAGAUGGCUUCCUCUGGUCGUUGGUAUGAUCGGUGUUCCGACAUUCAGGGCGUUUUACUAGACAUUUCGGGGGUUUUGUACGAUAGCGGCGCAACUGGGGGCGUGGCGAUUCCUGGAUCUGUGGAGGCCGUGACAAAGUUGAAGCAGUCAGGGCUGAGUGUUCGGUUCUGCACCAAUGAGACCCAGUGCACCCGAGACCACCUGGUUGCCAAGCUGUCUGGGCUGGGGUUCCAGGUGACACGGGAGGAGGUGUUUUCACCUGCUCCUGCAGCGUGCCUCGUGCUUAAGGACAGGAAUCUCCGACCACACCUGCUGAUCCAUCCAGACUGUCAACCAGAGUUUGAAGGAGUGGACUGCUCCAACCCCAACUGUGUCCUGAUAGGAGAUGCCACGGAUGAAUUUUCCUACAAAAAUCUCAACGAAGCCUUUAGAGUCCUGGUUGGGUUGCAGGAUCCUAUUCUGAUAUCAAUGGGAAAGGGCCGAUAUUAUAAAGAAACUGACGGCUUGACUUUGGACGUUGGAGUCUUCAUGAAAGCUUUAGAAUACGCCUGUGAUGUGGAAGCAGAGGUAGUUGGGAAACCUGCCAAGGCCUUCUUUUUGGCAGCCCUACAGGACAUGGGAGUUCAGCCACAACAAGCCAUGAUGGUGGGAGACGAUGUUGUAAACGACAUUGGUGGUGCCCAGAGUGUAGGGAUGCUGGGACUACAGGUCAGGACCGGAAAGUACAGACCUGAAGAUGAGCAUCACCCAACUGUGCAUCCUGAUGGGUUUGUGGACAACCUGAAGCAGGCUGUGGAUCUUCUUCUCCAGCACAGGGGACAGUAACCUCUCAGUAACCAACAGGAGCCUUCAGCAUGGAAUAUAAGGACUACUUGCAGGGGUAAUGUUGGCAACGACUGGUGAUGCUGGAGAAUAACUAUUCAACGCAACCAAAUGUGCCACACAAAUUGUACUGUUCUCAUCAUUCAAUUUAUUGCAAGAGACUGUAUUUUUCUUGAAGAUGACGAAACAACAUACUGGGGGGUAUAUGGUAUAAUAAUGACACUGUAGUUGCCACUACAGUGCAAAAUGCUGGGUUUCAAGCUGCAGUGUUAAGCUUAGUGCACGUACAUGUCACCAUUGCGGCUCUGUUUCUGCUUCAGUCUUGGUGAAUCAGACAUGGCAGGGAUUUCAAUUUUCUAUUCUUGAAAGACAAAAGAUGAAAAGUGUGGUAGGAUAAUGCAAAGAGAUUCCACCCAAACAAAGCUAACUAAAUGUUUGAAUUCUAGGGUCUGGAACC